This is a messenger RNA of Morus notabilis, 1229 nucleotides long. RefSeq names its product tetratricopeptide repeat protein 33. NCBI's taxonomy places the organism in Eukaryota, Viridiplantae, Streptophyta, Magnoliopsida, Rosales, Moraceae. The record is from RefSeq and is a predicted model, not a curated record. Gene Ontology annotation, molecular function: protein binding.
CUCGAGUUCUCCGAGAGUUAGUGAGAGAGAGAGAGGGAGAGAGAUGAGACUGACAUGGAAGAACAAGAAGAAAGACAACAAGAAACGCUCUUUGGGAGCCAUAUCUGUGUACCCAGACCUCCCUUUCGAGCUCCAAAACGACAAUUCCCAACCCAAUACGACACGAGAGACUGGUGAUGAAGAGUCAGACGCUUCCAACAAAGACAGCACACAAAUCCAUCUUCUGAUCAGCCCUUCUUCCGAUCCUAAGCAACUCGCUCAGUCCUUUCUUGCCCAAGGAACCAAACUUGCCGAGGAGGCGAAAUAUCGAGAAGCAUUGGGGAAAUGGGAGGCUGCUCUAACUUUGACGCCUGAAAGUGCAGUUUUGCACGAACAGAAAGCACAAGUUCUUCUUGAAAUUGCUGAUGCAUGGAGUGCUUUGAAGGCAGCCACUCGAGCUACCGAAUUGGAGCCUUCAUGGGCUGAGGCAUGGAUCACCCUUGGCAGAGCCCAGUUGAACUUUGGUGAGCCUGAUAGUGCUAUACAAAGCUUUGAUAGAGCGUUAGCCAUAAAGCCUGAUUCUGAGGAGGCACAAGUUGACAGGCGUAGUGCGUUACACCUUGUAAAGAGGCGGAAGCAGCUGCAUUCAUCAGGCUUGAGCACAACUACAAAUCGUUAUGCGGUUGGCAAUGAGUCUGAAAGCUCCUGAAAUCUUUUGAAAAGAUAAUGGAAAUGAGGAUUUUAUUUUUCAAAUGUUUCAUCAGGAUUUGGCAGCCAUAAACAGAGGAAUUUCGGGCGUAAAUAUUUGGCCGCCUUGACUGGGACAGAGACAGGGAUGAGCGAUUUGCAUGAGAGGAAAGGCCAUGCUCCUAGCCUAAUCUGUUGAUUGUUCUAAGUUCAUCAUUUACAUUUGGCUAUUUGGUUUUUCUUUUUGUGAUAAAGGUCUAAAAUGGAAAAGAAAAUCUAGAUCCUAGUAUUCACACCUCUUUUCCUCGUAAAAACCGUUCCUAAGAACAUCAAUAUGAUAAUUUUAUAGGGUUUAAGAACAUCACGACGUUACGUUAAUUUUUUUUUUGGUAGUCUGUACCCCUAGAAAUUUCCUAUUUGUAAAAUUUACAUGCAAGUGUAAUUAUUUUUAAAUCUGAUAUCCCACAUAAACUAAGGUCGCUGUGUGUUGCUCUGAUGGUGGUCAUUGCUCAUAGGUAUUUGCUUUUAUGCUCGACGACUGACGUGCAUGUAGUUCGUUAAAU